UCUUGGUAAGCAAAAACAAACACGAAAAGAGGAAAAGGAAAAAAAGUCAUCCAAGAUUAAUCUUAACUUAAUUGCAUUCAUCCAUCGUGUUUGAAGCUUGAAACAAUAUGAAGACCAUGAUAUCCAAUCUUCCUGUGGACUUGCUAGAGGAGAUUCUCUCUAGGGUUCAGGUGAAAUCAAUAAGUAAAGUACGAUCUACUUGCAAAAACUGGAACGUCUUAACUAAGGAUCAGAGAUUUGCCAAUAAACAUAUUGAAAAAGCAAGAGCAUCACAACAAGAAAAGGAGGUUCUUGUGAUCACUGGGGAUACCAACUAUGAUUUGAUCAACGUCAAAUUCUACGACUUUCACAACAAAACCUUUGGUCCAUCCACAAAAAGCAACGGUAUACUUAUUACCCAACAAAACUCAGAUUCAGGAGUCUUUGUACGUGAUAUCUUUUAUUGCAAUGGUUUACUGCUAUGCGUAUUGGGAAACGUCAAACUUAGGCUUUUGGUUUGGAACCCAUAUUGGGGUAAAACAAGAUGGAUCAAAUCCCCAACAAAACGUUCGGGUGAGAGGGGUGAGAGGUUUGCUUUUGGAUACGACAAAUCAUCUCGUACCCACAAAAUUCUUAGGUUAAGCAAAUAUGAUGAUGAUCUCUUCAUCCACAUGGACAUCUACGAUUGGAGUUCUGAUUCAUGGAAGACACCUCAUCCUGAUGCAGCUUUUCACAGCAAUGUAAUAGACCAGUCUAUAAAGUAUACUAAACCUGGCGUGUCUUUGAAGGGAAACUCUUACUGGCAUGCUAAAGAUAAGAAAUCAGGAAGGAAUUUCUUACAGUGUUUUGAUUUUACGAGAGAGAGGUUUGGACCGCGUCUGCCUAUACCAUUUGAGUUUGCUCCUGGAUUCUAUGCGUCUCUGUCUUCCUUUAGAGAAGAGAAGCUUGCACUGUUGUUAGACCUACGGGAUAGAAUUGGGAUUACUGUUUGGGUUACGGAUAAGAUCGAGCCCGACGCUGUGUACUGGAGCAAGUUGUUCAGAGUUGAAACGUUGCAAUUACGCUAUCGUGGUUUUAUGUUUGGGAGUUUCUUGAUUGACGAGGAGAAGAAGACAGUUGUGGUUUUUGGUGGUUACGAAGGAUGUUACAAAAAAAGUGAAUAUAUCAUUGAUGGAGAGAGUGGUGAUUUCAGACAAGUGGAGAGAAUAGGUUCUCACUACUCGAAACUUUUCAAUCUUGUGAGCUGUUAUGUUCCAAGCUCUGUGCAAAUCUAAGUUUAAGUCAUCUCUCUCCUUUUAUGAUCAUGGCUGCUUCUUGUUUUCUUUUGAAACUCAAUUGGUUUGACAUCUUCUAUUAU
Messenger RNA from Raphanus sativus (radish), 1336 nucleotides. RefSeq names its product putative F-box protein At3g20705. The coding region runs from base 108 to 1253 and encodes 381 amino acids. The record is from RefSeq and is a predicted model, not a curated record. The transcript has a single exon. Gene Ontology annotation, molecular function: protein binding. NCBI's taxonomy places the organism in Eukaryota, Viridiplantae, Streptophyta, Magnoliopsida, Brassicales, Brassicaceae.